Spirodela intermedia is the source of this 5398-nucleotide messenger RNA. Lineage: Eukaryota; Viridiplantae; Streptophyta; Magnoliopsida; Alismatales; Araceae. The record is from the annotation of a GenBank genome assembly.
AUGCCAUCCCCAAUGCCGUUCUUCCGAUGGAAAUUCAUUGCGGUGCUCCUCUUCCUGGGGCUUGUCUCUAUGUUGCAUCCUCAGUCAUCGCAUGCUUCCUCCGCAAUGCACAAUAACAACUGGGCAGUCUUGGUUUGCACAUCUCGUUUCUGGUAAGCUCCUCUUCUCCCUCAAUUUUCUCGUUUCUUCUUUUUUCUUUUGAUGGAUUGAUGAAUGAGAAUAUAUCAUACGUUCUCCAAGCACGAAUUGUUUUGCUUUUUUGAACCCGUACGUGCCUAGUUUUCAAACACCACGCACCAGCGCAAACAUCCUAUCCCCUCCGCCCAAUUAGACAUACUUGAUUUCUUAAUUUGAUUAUUGUAUAUUUAUUUGUUUAUUUUGUUUCUCGUGGUUGGGUAUGUUUGCAUGUAAAAUAUGUCGUGAUGUUUGCUCCGUGAAAGUGGAGAAUUCCACUGGAGAGAAGGUGCGAAGCUUUGGGAAUCUCUGGAUGAGGGCAUCCAUCCUAAGUGUGACGUUACUCCACAUUUCACAUCAUUCGCCGACCAUUUGAUGUUUCUCACCUCAGAAUGAUUGACUCCAUAUUACUUGCUCAAAAUUUGUUUCUAUGUUGUUGAUCUGGAUUAUCUUUUGUUAACCAGGUUCAACUAUCGACAUAUGGCCAAUACAUUAUCUUUGUACAGGUAAACAGCGAGAAAGAGGUCAUUGUUCUCAUUUAUUUAACUCUGCAGCUGGCCCACUUGUUUUAUUUUGCCUCUGCAGAACAGUUAAGAGGCUAGGAAUACCUGAUGAGAGGAUAAUACUUAUGUUAGCGGAUGACAUGGCGUGCAAUGCCAGGAACAAUUACCCUGCUCAAGUUUUCAACAAUGAGAACCACCAGAUUAAUCUGUACGGAGAUAAUGUCGAAGUAUGUUUUUUGCUACCUAACCAUUAGAAAAAUAGCCUAUUGUCUAUCUAGGAGCCAUAAACCGUGCUUUUGCGAUUAAAUUUGUGCCCGAUCAGAAUUUAUCCUCCUUAAAUAAUCAGUGCUGACCUAAAAGGUUGCUGAAGCAGGAACAUUACAUAAAUCUAUUUCACAUCAAAUGCUUGGAACUGUACGAUGGUAGAAUUCUUCCUCUUUUAUUUGAUAUUCUCUUGCAUCACUUCCGCAUUUGGUUUUUUAGGUGGACUAUCGUGGAUAUGAGGUUACAGUUGAGAACUUUCUACGUGUUUUGACUGGACGACAUGAGACUGCUGUUCCAAGGUCUAAGCGUCUUUUGAGUGACGAAGGGAGUCACAUACUUUUGUACAUGACAGGUCACGGAGGUGACCAGUUCUUAAAAUUUCAGGAUUCUGAAGAACUUCAGAGCCAUGAUUUGGCUGAUGCUGUUAAACAAAUGAGUGAGAAGCAAAGGUGACCAUAAAAAAAUACAGUUAAACAAAUUUGCAAUGUUUGUUAUCCUUUUCCAUCUGUUCGAUUCUGGAAUGCGGCCUGGUAUUAAUGCGAGUAUUUCCUUAAUUGUAAAAUAACUUUUUUCAUGUACUCUUUGACCAUCUGAUGAACGCAGUUUUGUGUCAACAACUUGAUCGUAUGGCAUAACUUUUUGAGUGGUUUGCUACUCUAACACAACUUAUUGCGAUAUCUUAAAUUUUGAUUUAGGUUCAAAGAGUUGUUGAUAAUGGUGGACACUUGCCAAGCUGCCACCCUCUUUUCCCAGGUCAUUUUAACCUUUUUUCGUUUCGUAACUUGCAUGGUCAUUUUUUUAUACUUCUAUUUUUACCCAUAGACAUUUCUUCUUAUUUUUCCUACGUGGCGUUUGGUGUAUCUGAAUGGUUGUUGAUAAGAAUUUUGGCAAAUUCAAAAAGCUGAGAAGUUAUAACAUAGAUUAUUAUAUAGUGUAGUUUGUUGGUUAUCUGAGAAUGCUUUUUAGCCUUAAAUUUAGUUAACUAAGAAAAUUUUUGUUAGUUGAACCAGAUGGACGGUUGUUUUCUUAGCUCUUAAUGCCAAAGUGUUCAUAUUCUUUGUGGGACGGGAGGUUGAACAUGGUAGAGCUGUUUGAUCCGCGGAUGUAAGACGAGAUUUUGUUGAUUCGAUGAGCACCCUGAUUGUCACAACAAAACAGACUCGGAGCUGAAGAAACUGUACCCUUACCUUGAAGAAGAUCUAACUUCUUCAGGUGUGGUAUAAGCCCUUGUAUUGGAAUGAGAGUAAAUAACUUACUUCUUCUCCUUUAGGAGGCAAAGGAGGAACCUGGAAAGGUGCAAAAGCAUUUAGUAGGGAGAUGAUUAGUUGGUCACCAGCCCUAUCAGCAUGUUUAUAGCCAUGAGCCUACUCAUGUGCAAUGGAAGAUAUGACAAGGAGCAACAAAAAAUUCCGCACAGAUACUCAUAUCUGUGUUGAUAUACUGACUCAAGAUAUUCAUAUAUUGCGAUGAUUUCCGGAUGAGACAUGAUCAAGUGUACAGAGGGAGUGCUGACAAGUUGAUGAUGGUGUCCAGGAUCCUUAAGUUGACGUAAAGUUUAGAAGAGGGACAAGAAGGCUCCGAUUUUUUUGUGCAAAUAGAGAGAAUGGGAACACAAGUUAUAUUGUUAUUUUUAUGCACAAGCUCAAUAGUCAACAUAAGGGCAAAAAGGUAAAAAUAAAUAUAAUGUAGAGAAAGACUGUUCUAUCGUAUCAUAAUCCUCCCUCCUUCCCUCCCUCCCAAACUGGAGGAUGAUCAUAUCCGAGAACAUGUCUCCUAGAAGAACAUCUAAGGAGGAUUUAGUGCAUCAACUUCGCUCUUUUCUCCAAAUACUUUCAACGUCUUAAACAGUCAACAGCAGUUUUUAAUAGUGCCUUUCUGUGGUUGCUUAUAAUCCCGAUCAGGUGUUGUGAUGUUGGACGCAUUAAACCUGGGACAGAGUUGUUACCAGUCUUUUCUGGAGAUUUCUGAUCGCUUUGUCUCGCUGAAUUGUUCCGGAACCUUGGUUUACAAAGUAGUGAUAUGCUCACUAUCUUUAAAGUGAAUUCGUUUUGCCUGCCAAUCAUUCUUUGGGAACUGUACCCAAGCUUAAGGCACCUACCUCUCUGCACCAUGCACCGGAUGGACUUCCACGCUGGUUGAUGUCAGGGCAACAGCUAGCCAAUAUUCAAAGCAGAAGUGCGUAAGAUUUUACACAGAUCCCAGGCGACACCAGACAUAUGAGUGCACCAAGACUGUUUAUUAGUUGAUCGGCUGGCUACUUUUACUUGAUUGUGAAGAUGUGGUAUCCGAAUUCUUUUUUGCAUAUUUAUCUUGCUUCGAAGUUCUGUUGUUUUAUAUUUCUAACACCACUUUUGGAUGCUGCAGUUUGAUUCGCCUGGAGUUUUAUCUAUUGGGAGUAGUGUGAAAGGAGAAAAUUCAUACUCUCAUCAUCUUGAUUCUGAUGUGAGAUAUUCUUUUGUCGUUCUGACUAAUAAACCUCUAUAGACUACCCCUUUGCCCUUUUCACCUUCCUGUGUGUUGAUUUUUUGCCCAUCUGUAAUGUCAUAUCAAUUAUUUUUCUCAAACAUAUCCUCUUUUGUUUUCCAGAUCGGUGUGUCUGUGGUGGAUCGAUUCACUUUCUACACCCUCGCAUUCUUUGAGAAGCUAAACAUUUACAGCAAUGCUUCAUUGAGCAGGUCUGUGAAUAACCUUUUUCUGUAACCGGAGACUCUGGUCUUAGUUCUUUAGCUAUUAACUACUUCAAAUACUGUGCCCAAGUUUUCUUACACGUUUUCUGUUGGUUUUCUAUUGGUUUUCUAUUCCUUUUUAGCAAAGUAUGUCAGGGCCUUUUGAAGUUAUUCGUUUUUAUGGAACCUGAUCUAAUAAAAUUAUUAGCAGACAUCACCUUUCAGCAUUAAAAAUAAAACUCAGACGGUUGACCCCAAAUAAUGAGCUUAUAUUUAAUUAUUUCAUUUUUUCUUAUCAGACCCAUUAAUGUAUUUAUAUACAGGGAGCAUCCGUUUCCAAUGUCAUCUUUGAGAUCUGUCCUCAAUCAUUACCAAUUUAUUUGUUUGGCUGGCUACAAAUUAACUGAUAAAGGGUUGCUUGUGCUAUAUUAUUCAGUGCGGAGACCCGAGUUCUAUCUCCCACUCAGAAUAAUUGAUUUGUAAUGAUGAUUUUGCCAAGCUUCCAUUGGCCGUUCAGCUCUUAAUAUCAUAUUCUUGAGCUUUUGAUCUGGUUGGUCCGCUUCCAUUGCCAAGCUUCCAUUGGCCGUUCUGGUUUUUCUCUGCGGUCAGGGGUUACUCCACUGACAGUAUAUCUUCCUCAGUGGUCAAGAAAUGAACCUGAAUGAGUUUGAUGUAGCCCUUCUUUUUUUCUGAAGUCUAAUUUUUAUGCAUGUUUUUAUUUCAGCCUUUUUAAUUCAUACAAUCCAAAUUGGCUGCUGUCAACUGCGUAUCACCGAAUGGAUCUCUAUCAGCGGCCACUAAACGAGGUAUUCCCUUUCUCGGAAGUUCCUUGGUUUACUUUUUUAUUUUUUUCUGCCAAAUUUUCCUCUCUGUAAGGGCCAGCAAGAUAUCCCAUCUCCUGCUGAUUAAUGAAGCAACCUAAGCCAUCAGGUAGAAGCACGUUGAGAAUGGGUUCGCCCCCCCCUCUAAAGUUAUGUAAACUAGUCAACAUCAAGUUGCGUAUCAAUGGUCUUGUCUUCUGGAAGGUUGCCAUAUACACACACACAUAGGCUGCUGCGGUCAGAUUAGAAAAAUUCCUCGUACAUGAAAAAUAAAAAAAAACCCUCUUUGAAGUUCUUUUUUUUUUUAAUUUGAAAAAUUUCCAAUAUUAUCCCCGGCCAAUCUGAGAUCGACCCUUUUCUCUAUUCCAUACAAAAGAGAGGCCUUCGUGGCCUGGGAACUUGAUCUGUUCAUGCCAUCCCUUUGGGAGGCGGUGAGAUCGGCUCAGACAUGGAUGAACUAUUGUGCUUGCGUUGGUGCGGGAGGGAGUGUUCUUCUAUGCUCCUGUGAACUACAUGGUAAGCUCUGCUCUGGGUUCUUUGUCUCUGGGUGGAUCAGGUGCCCGUCACAAAUUUCUUUGGCUCCGUCAUGAAGACAAUUCACGUCGACUCCGCCUACGGGGGCUCCACAGAUGGGGAAUUCUCGACGGAAACGCCCGUGGAUCUCGCAGCGGAGCGGCGUCUGCUGAGGGAUGGCGAUGCUUCUCACGAGGAUAAAACCGAAGUCGAUAACCCAAAGGUCAGCCUCUCUCUCUCUCUCUCUAUCUCCUCCCCGACUGGAGGCUGUGAGGAAUUCUUUGCUUUGGGAGGCCUGAGGAUUCUUCUGCUCCAGGUUGAACGCUGUGCUUUUCAUCUGUGGUGGAAUCACCUGCAAGAUAUGUUGCACGAGAGAGACGCGGAUGUGCUGGUCAAGUUCGGUCUUGCAUCGAUGGCCGUGCUGCUGGGGUUCUCUCCGUGGCUGUCAUCAUCGUAG